Alnus glutinosa is the source of this 2124-nucleotide messenger RNA. RefSeq names its product laccase-17-like. The record is from RefSeq and is a predicted model, not a curated record. NCBI's taxonomy places the organism in Eukaryota, Viridiplantae, Streptophyta, Magnoliopsida, Fagales, Betulaceae. Gene Ontology annotation, molecular function: hydroquinone:oxygen oxidoreductase activity; copper ion binding. The transcript is spliced from 6 exons. The coding region runs from base 51 to 1778 and encodes 575 amino acids. Gene Ontology annotation, biological process: lignin catabolic process. Gene Ontology annotation, cellular component: apoplast.
CUGUACACGUACACUCAGGGAGUUUCAGGGUUACGUACAGAGACACAAAAAUGGGUGUUUCUCUUCUUUCUUCUCCAGCAUUUCCGGGAGUCUUUCUGUUCUCAUUGGUUACUCUGUGUCUCAUUCCUGAGCUCGCAGUUGCAGGCAUUACCAGGCACUACAAGUUUGAUGUCAACUUACAGAAUGUGACACGACUGUGCCACACGAAGAGCAUUGUCACUGUAAACGGGCAGUUUCCUGGGCCUCGCAUAGUAGCUAGAGAGGGUGACCGUCUUCUAAUCAAAGUGGUCAACCAUGUCCAGAACAACGUCUCCAUCCAUUGGCAUGGCAUUCGACAGCUUCGAUCAGGGUGGGCUGAUGGGCCAGCAUAUGUGACUCAAUGUCCCAUUCAAAUUGGCAACAGCUAUGUGUACAACUUCACCAUCGUCGGGCAGAGAGGCACUCUCUUCUGGCAUGCCCAUAUAUCAUGGCUGAGAGCAACUCUCUAUGGUCCUCUUAUCAUUCUUCCCAAGCAAGGCGUUCCCUACCCAUUUGCCAAACCCUACAAGGAAGUUCCCAUAAUCUUCGGGGAGUGGUGGAAUACAGAUCCCGAGGCAGUCAUUACCCAAGCCCUACAAACAGGAGGAGGACCAAAUGUCUCUGAUGCCUACACUAUCAAUGGACUUCCAGGGCCCCUCUAUAACUGUUCCGCCAAAGAUACGUUCAAGCUGAAGGUGAAGCCCGGAAAGACUUACCUUCUCCGUCUAAUCAACGCAGCACUCAAUGACGAGCUGUUUUUCAGCAUUGCAAACCACACUCUUACUGUUGUUGAAGCCGAUGCUAUUUAUAUUAAACCCUUUGAGACUGACACGGUUGUCAUAACCCCCGGACAGACCACAAAUGUUCUUCUCAAGACCAAAAACCACAUCCCAAAUGCCUCAUUCUUCAUGUCUGCUAGACCAUACGUGACUGGCCUAGGCACUUUCGACAAUUCCACUGUUGCCGGCAUCUUAGAAUAUCAGUACUCUUCAUCCAUUAAAAAGCUUCCACUCUUCAAGCCGGUUCUCCCCCCUCUCAACGACACUUCCUUCGUCACAAAUUUCACGGCCAAACUCCGUAGCUUAGCAAGUGCUCAAUUCCCGGCAAAUGUCCCCCAGAAGGUUGACAAGCGCUUUUUCUUCACAAUAAGCCUUGGAACAAGCCCCUGCCACCAAAACCAAACCUGCCAGGAGCCUAACGGAACAAUGUUUGCAGCUUCUGUGAAUAACGUAUCUUUUGCAGUCCCGACCACUGCCCUCCUCCAAGCCCAUUUCUUUGGGCAAUCAAAUGGAGUUUAUCGGCCUGACUUCCCGACCAGUCCAAUAUUUCCUUUUAACUACACCGGCAACCCGCCUAACAACACGAUGGUCGGAAAUGGGACAAAGCUAGUGGUUCUGCCUUUUAACGCUAGUGUGGAGCUUGUCAUGCAGGACACAAGCAUUCUUGGCGUCGAGAGCCACCCUUUUCAUCUGCAUGGCUUUAAUUUCUUUGUCGUUGGCCAAGGUUUUGGGAACUUUGAUCCCAAUAAGGACCCAGCAAACUUCAAUCUUGUUGACCCUAUUGAAAGAAACACUUUGGGUGUGCCUUCAGGUGGUUGGGCUGCCAUCCGGUUUCUAGCAGAUAACCCAGGGGUAUGGUUCAUGCAUUGCCACCUGGAGAUCCACACGAGCUGGGGUUUGAAGAUGGCUUGGUUAGUCUUAGAUGGAAAGCUCCCAAAUCAGAAGUUGCUUCCUCCACCAGCAGAUCUUCCCAAGUGUUGACCUUAAUUUGACUCAACACUUCUUGAUUCAUUGCCGGCCACUAGAAUUGUCUCUAAUAUCUUUUUCUUUUGUUUUUUAUCUCUUUUUUUUUUUUUUUUUUUUUUUGCUCUUCCUCGGCAUUUGGUAUUGGGAGAUUGAUCUUCAAUAAUUGUUUUGUUCAUCCAUGUGGAGCUAAGGAUAGAAAAUGAGUAUUUUUUUUUUUUUUUCCCUUUUUUUCUUUUUUUCUUUUUUUUUUUUGGUAACAUUCAAUUUUUUCAUAACGUCAAUGCGAGAAGCCUCAAUAAUAUUGUAUCACUAUGUAUGAGCAUUAUUUCAUUUCAAUUACAAAUUUAUCUUAUUCACUUAA